AUGGACUGGAGCUCCUACGAAUCGGACCCCCUGGAGGUCCCGCCCCUCACGCCCACCAGUAAGGAGGUGCUGAGCCAGGCGGUGAGCGCUACAUUUCAGGGCUUUGACCAGGAGAGGAAGGACCGACACAUCCAACAAGAUCCUCAUCUUUGGUCCCUGUGGGAAGUCAACCAUUGGCUGGACUGGUGUCUGGCCGAGUUUGGCCUCCAAUGCCUGGGUCUGAAUUUACGAGGCAUGCAGGGGAGCGAGCUGUGUGAACUGGACAGGGAGACGUUCCUGGGCCUGACCUCGGACUGUACCGCCGGAGAGAUACUGUGGGAGCACCUGGAGACGAUGCAGAGAGACUACUAUGCAGAGUAUGUUGAGCAUCAGAGUGGCCACCUGCAGUACAGUGAUGCUCACGUGGACCAAGCCCAGCAUCUCCACACCCUGGAGCCUGCAGGGUCCGUGCAACACGACGACUGUUUCUCAUUCAACGCCAGUGGACCUUGUAGAAGCACUACCCCACCGCCACAGAAGGCUGGGGAACCCAGAGAGACGGAUUCAGAAGCGGACAUGAUCCACUAUGAGGACGCUGACAUCACCGGCUCGCUGUCCUGGACCACCCAGAUCCAGGAGACGGACCCCUUUGUCUUGCCGCAGCACCACAGAGGCUUCAAAGAGUUCAUGGGCAACAUGACCGACGUGGGUGGGGCCAUGAUACCAGCGGCCAUCCUGGCUGGCUACACAGGCAGUGGCCCCAUUCAACUCUGGCAGUUCCUCCUGGAGCUCCUGACCGACCGCAGCUGCCAGUCCUGCAUAAGCUGGACGGGCAACGGCUGGGAGUUCAAGCUGACCGACCCCGAUGAGGUAGCCCUGCUGUGGGGCCGCAGGAAGAACAAGCCCAAGAUGAACUACGAGAAGCUGAGCCGCGGCCUGCGCUACUACUACGACAAGAACAUCAUCCACAAGACGGCGGGCAAGCGCUACGUCUACCGCUUCGUGUGCAACCUGCAGGGCCUGUUGGGCUACGAGCCCGGGGAGCUACACGCCCUGCUGGACGUCAGCGCCAAGAACCAAGACUGAGCGUCGGGACGAGGUACUGCGGACGGUGGGCAUCGAACCCACAAGUCUUUCAGCCGGGCACUGCGUUCAUACCCCCCCCCUCACCCCCCUCCAUCCACUAUCAUGUAUAUGUAUGUAUAUUUUUCUCUAAUUGUAAAUUAUUACUGAUUUAAACAGUGAAAAUGGUCCAAUCAUCUGUUGACAAAUGGAAGAGGAUAUUCUGUUGUUAGUGGACAGAGGGCGGCUCAGGGCCACAGCUGAUUAAAAAUGCUUUUUUUGUACAUCCAGGGGAAUUUAGCUAGUUCCUCUACUCUUAACUAGACUCUUGCACUCCUGUCCAUGGAGACUGGUUUCAUUCAGGCCGUUUUGUUGACAAUGAUUGGGCAUUGUGCCUAAUAUACUGCCACCCUCUAACAUACCUAUUUGAACAGUACAUGUAAGCAUGGGGCAUUGAGUCCGAUUUUAUACGUACAAUACUGCAAUUGAAGUGGUAGCCAAUGCCAUCGUGAAACCUAGUUUUGUUUAUUAAUGUGGCGUUCCUGGACCUUAAAUAAAUUGAUAACGCAAAAAUCGUAGUACUCGUUGUUAAUCGUAAUACUUCAUUAAAUUAUGUUUCAUCAGAAAUAUUGCACCACUAGAUUGCAAGUGUUCAUUGGUCUGGAAUAAUGUAUUAUGUUCUUGCACACACAUACACACACUCACUCAAUGUUCCAUCCACCCACACUGCAUCUUAUGUUUCAUUAGCUGCAUGGCGAACCGGCCAUGGGGGGUAAAAGUGGUGGAAAUAAUCCCCUUCACACAAUGUGCAUGGUCUCUCACACUGCACUUCACACGUCUAACCUUUUCAUUUGACGUAAUCAUGGGGUCUCUGCCUGUUACUCAUGAAACAGUCAAUCAUGAAGGAUGCCAUUCUAAAUGACAUGCUCGGAAUAACACACAAUAUUAAUGUUCUCUCUUGUACAUUUGAAUACUGUUUUUGUUUGCACCCCUCUCAGCUGUAUAAUAAAACAAGUAUACUUCUAACGUAACUAAAGUUUUUAAUUUCACAUUCAGUGGGGAGUACUUGUAAAAAUGGUUGACAUCCAUUCAGUUGAUUAUUGAGGACUCUCACUCAAAACGGGAGCCUCAAAAUGACAGUUGGAGAACAUUGGUACACUUAUCAGCACAUUUGUGGGGACAGGGAAAUGUGUCCGGCGACGCGGGGGGGGCAAUCGAUAGCCUCAUAAGCCUUCCCCGUACCCAGUAAACACAAGGUCAGUGGAGGAAGGGAGAGAGCUUCUAAUGUGUCCCUUCUGAACCCCAUGAAGACCUCAAGGCAGGUGGUCCGUCUGUGAGUGGUCCGUUGUUUACGCUUGAUGUGCAGACCUGCGUCGCCCCUUUUAUGCGAGGUUCGCCACACACCAGCCUAGCCUAAUGUGGACUUAUGCAGGGCCUCUGCCCUCCGCUCCAGGGGAUAAAUGUGUGUUUUGUGAGUGGGAGUGUUUGGAGCAUUUGAAUAUUGAAUUAGUAAUGUAUAUUUGAACUCUGGCGCGUCAAGACAAGGGAGUAAUAAAGGGAAUUAAACAGUGAGCGUAAUGGUGGCAUAUGACGUCAUGGUGCUUACUGCAUUCAUUAUUUUGAUACAAGACACACCCAAAUAUAUAGAUACAAAUAAACACGUGUUCAAUAUAAGCAUUGUUUCUACGAUGUUAUAAAACGGCUAUUAUGGCUCAGA
Messenger RNA from Gadus morhua (Atlantic cod), 2758 nucleotides. Its product is annotated as protein C-ets-1-like. Gene Ontology annotation, molecular function: sequence-specific DNA binding; DNA-binding transcription factor activity, RNA polymerase II-specific. Lineage: Eukaryota; Metazoa; Chordata; Actinopteri; Gadiformes; Gadidae. The coding region runs from base 1 to 1065 and encodes 354 amino acids. Gene Ontology annotation, biological process: regulation of transcription by RNA polymerase II; cell differentiation. Gene Ontology annotation, cellular component: nucleus. The transcript is spliced from 7 exons. The record is from RefSeq and is a predicted model, not a curated record.